This is a messenger RNA of Drosophila miranda, 4279 nucleotides long. RefSeq names its product alpha-actinin, sarcomeric (gene Actn). The transcript is spliced from 10 exons. Gene Ontology annotation, biological process: muscle cell development; actin cytoskeleton organization. The coding region runs from base 58 to 3081 and encodes 1007 amino acids. Gene Ontology annotation, cellular component: cell projection; Z disc; cell junction. Lineage: Eukaryota; Metazoa; Arthropoda; Insecta; Diptera; Drosophilidae. The record is from RefSeq and is a predicted model, not a curated record. Gene Ontology annotation, molecular function: calcium ion binding; actin filament binding.
AUCAUGAUGGACUCAAUUACAAUUACAAAAAUUGCAACAAAUUAAUUCUGCAAGUGUAUGUGUGCGUUCUUCGAUUGUGAUAGCCCCGAUAAGUAUUUAAACAUAAGUGCGCGUCGUUUUGCAAGAAAUCAAGCGGCCCUGGCUGCAACAGCAGCAACUGGAUCAGCAUCAUCUGAGCAGCAAACGUCAGCCGCAGCAGCAGCAGCCGAGCAGCGAGAGAAGCAGCGCCCAGAAGACACAACCGCACACACACACCCCAAGAGAAAGCCAGUGAAGAGAGAGUGUGCGCCAGCGAGAGCAGGAAGAACAGUAACCCCCAGACACAAGAUGAUGAUGGAGAACGGUCUCUCCAUGGAGUACGGAGACGGCUACAUGGAACAGGAGGAGGAAUGGGAGCGUGAGGGUCUCCUCGAUCCUGCGUGGGAGAAGCAACAGAAGAAGACAUUUACCGCCUGGUGUAACAGUCAUCUGCGCAAAGCUGGCACCGCCAUCGACAAUAUCGAUGAGGACUUCCGCAAUGGCCUCAAGCUGAUGCUGCUGCUGGAGGUGAUCUCCGGAGAGACUCUCCCCAAGCCCGACCGCGGCAAGAUGCGCUUCCACAAGAUCGCGAAUGUGAACAAGGCCCUGGACUUCAUCGCCUCGAAGGGUGUGCACCUGGUGUCGAUCGGUGCCGAGGAAAUCGUCGAUGGCAACCUGAAGAUGACCCUCGGCAUGAUUUGGACAAUCAUCUUGCGCUUUGCCAUACAGGACAUCUCCGUCGAGGAGAUGACCGCCAAGGAGGGUCUGCUGUUGUGGUGCCAGCGCAAGACAGCUCCCUACAAGAACGUCAACGUACAGAACUUCCAUCUGUCGUUCAAGGAUGGUUUGGCCUUCUGCGCGCUCAUCCAUCGCCAUCGCCCAGAUCUGAUCGACUACGCCAAGCUUUCCAAAGACAAUCCAUUGGAGAACCUGAACACUGCCUUCGAUGUUGCUGAGAAGUAUCUCGAUAUUCCAAGAAUGUUGGAUCCAGAUGAUUUGAUCAACACACCGAAACCGGAUGAACGUGCCAUCAUGACGUACGUCUCCUGCUACUAUCACGCCUUCCAGGGAGCCCAACAGGUUGGAAAUGUGACGCAUGUACCCGAACCCACAAGACAAUACACCUACGUCCCGAAUAAUUACAAUGCGGAAACGGCUGCCAACCGCAUCUGCAAGGUACUCAAGGUCAAUCAGGAGAAUGAGCGUCUCAUGGAGGAGUACGAGCGUCUGGCCAGCGAUCUGCUGGAGUGGAUCCGCCGCACCAUGCCGUGGCUGAACUCCCGCCAGGCGGACAACUCGCUGGCCGGCGUCCAGAAGAAACUGGAGGAGUACCGCACGUACCGACGCAAGCACAAGCCCCCGCGUGUGGAGCAGAAGGCAAAACUCGAAACCAAUUUCAACACCCUGCAGACCAAGCUGCGUCUGUCGAACCGUCCGGCCUACCUUCCCACCGAAGGCAAGACCGUGUCCGACAUCUCGAACUCGUGGAAGGGACUCGAGCUGGCCGAGAAGGCCUUCGAGGAGUGGCUGCUGGCCGAGACCAUGCGCCUGGAACGUCUCGAGCACUUGGCCCAGAAGUUCAAGCACAAGGCCGAUGCCCACGAGGACUGGACGCGCGGCAAGGAGGAGAUGCUGCAGUCGCAGGACUUCCGUCAGUGCAAGCUCAACGAGCUGAAGGCGCUCAAGAAGAAGCACGAGGCCUUCGAGUCGGACCUGGCCGCCCACCAGGAUCGCGUUGAACAGAUCGCCGCUAUCGCCCAGGAGCUCAACACCCUGGAGUACCAUGACUGCGUGUCGGUGAAUGCCAGAUGUCAGCGCAUCUGCGACCAGUGGGAUCGCUUGGGUGCCCUCACCCAGCGUCGCCGUACUGCGCUGGACGAGGCCGAGCGCAUUCUGGAGAAGAUCGACAUCUUGCAUUUGGAGUUCGCGAAGCGUGCGGCUCCAUUCAACAACUGGCUGGACGGGACGCGCGAGGAUCUGGUUGACAUGUUCAUCGUCCACACCAUGGAGGAGAUCCAGGGCCUGAUCCAGGCGCACGAUCAGUUCAAGGCGACGCUCGGCGAGGCCGACAAGGAGUUCAAUCUGAUUGUGAAUCUGGUGCGCGAGGUGGAGUCUAUUGUGAAGCAGCACCAGAUACCCGGCGGUCUCGAGAACCCCUACACGACCCUCACCGCCAACGACAUGACCCGCAAGUGGAGCGACGUCCGCCAGCUGGUGCCUCAGCGCGACCAGACGCUGGCCAACGAGCUGCGCAAGCAGCAGAACAACGAGAUGCUGCGCCGUCAGUUCGCCGAGAAGGCCAAUGUGGUGGGUCCCUGGAUCGAGAGGCAGAUGGACGCCGUGACGGCGAUAGGCAUGGGCCUGCAGGGCUCCCUGGAGGAUCAGCUGCACCGCCUCAAGGAGUACGAACAGGCUGUGUACGCGUACAAGCCAAACAUCGAGGAGCUGGAGAAGAUCCACCAGGCCGUGCAGGAGUCGAUGAUCUUCGAGAACCGCUACACCAACUACACGAUGGAGACGCUGCGUGUCGGCUGGGAGCAGCUGCUCACAUCGAUCAACCGCAACAUCAACGAGGUGGAGAACCAGAUCCUGACACGCGACUCGAAGGGCAUCAGCCAGGAGCAGCUGAACGAGUUCCGCUCCAGUUUCAAUCACUUCGACAAGAACCGCACCGGCCGCCUCACGCCGGAGGAGUUCAAGUCCUGCCUCGUCUCCCUGGGCUACUCGAUCGGCAAGGACCGACAGGGCGACAUGGACUUCCAGCGCAUCCUCGCCGUCGUCGACCCCAACAACACUGGCUACGUCCACUUCGAUGCCUUCCUCGAUUUCAUGACCCGCGAGAGCACCGACACCGACACUGCCGAGCAGGUCAUCGACUCCUUCCGCAUCCUGGCAGCCGAUAAGCCAUACAUAUUGCCCGACGAACUGCGCCGCGAACUGCCCCCAGAUCAGGCCGAAUACUGCAUCCAGCGCAUGCCACCAUACAAGGGCCCCAACGGAGUGCCCGGUGCCCUGGACUACAUGUCCUUCAGCACAGCUCUCUACGGCGAAACCGAUUUGUAAGCCCCGCGGCUCACGCAGCCCAGAAGGAUACGAGAAGGAUUGACGAGACGUGACGAGACGAGAGGAGACGAGUAGAGAAGAGUAGGGAAGAAGCCGAGAAGAGCCGAGCCGAGCCGAGCCCAGCAGAGCAGAGCUGAGCGGAGCAGGUAGAGCCGAGCCGAGCCGUGGCCAGAUCAUAUAAUAAUGCUAAACUCUAAUAAUAAUAAUAUUAAUAAACAUAGAUUUAUUAUACCUACACUCGUAACGGUAACUUCAGAAGAACUUCAGAGAGAGAGUACUAUCAUGAGAGAAUAUAUAUUUAUAGCUUUUCGUCUCGAACCGAUGUGAGUGGGUGCGGACCGUGCCCCGAAACGCCACACCACGCCACGCUACGCCACGCCACAUACAAUACAUUAUAUACAUACACAUAUACAAUAUAUAUAUAUAUAACAUAUAUAUAUUUUUAUGCAGGAUCCUAUCGAUUGUAAAACAGCAAAAGGAAUAUCAUCGCAAAUGCAAAUGCAAAUGCGCAUCGAAUGUCGAAUGUCGAAAUCUAAAUCUAAAACCAAGUCCAAAACAUAAACAAAAACCAUACAAAAAAACUCUAAAAAACAAUAUUUUUUGAAAUUUAUGUUAAUAAAAACAAAAUCCAUACAUAAAAACCGAAACAAAAAACAAAAAGAUAGCAUGCUCCCAACGAAGCAUCCAGAUCGAAGGAUCAUCCCAAAACCAAACCAAAGACAGGGUAGUCCCAAAGGAGUCCAAAAGAGAGGGGUAGUCAGAAGGAGACGGAACUAGCGGAAAUCAGGCCGACGGCCUUGAAGUUCACCAGACAGACAGAGAUGGCAAUAGCUAUAGAGUGAGAUAGCAAUAGCGACAGCGAUAGAGAAAGAAAGAAAACAGUUCUGUUCUAUAUACAUACAUAUGUAUUCAUACAAUUAUUUAUUGUAGCUACUAUUUAUCCAUCGAGAACGAACCCGAACUAAACUAAACUCGUAUUCACGUAUACAUAUCUUCACGAUUGAUUGGUUAUCGUUUCGAAUUUUGAUUAUCUCAAACAAUUUCACAUUUCAGCUUUUAAAAAACACUAAAACUAAUCGAAAACACACACAUCAAGACACGGCACACGGCACACAGCAGAUAGCACACAGCACACAGCAAUACGAUACGAGAGAAAGAUAGAGACGAUGAGAGAUGAAUGAAUAAAGCGUUUAUUUGG